Molecule: messenger RNA, 2640 nt
Organism: Plasmopara halstedii
Lineage: Eukaryota; Oomycota; Peronosporomycetes; Peronosporales; Peronosporaceae
Product: voltage-gated ion channel superfamily
Exons: 1
Coding region: 1-2640 (879 amino acids)
Biological process (GO): cyclic nucleotide biosynthetic process; intracellular signal transduction
Source: RefSeq, a predicted model, not a curated record
AUGCCGGAUCCCUUGUCGUGCAACCAGCGGGGGAUCCCCGUAAAGCAACUGGGCGGAAUCUCUACUGAAGUAGACAGAAAUGAUAGUCUUGGACCUAAACGCGUUUUGAAACAUGGAAUGACGCUAUCACAUUUCUCAACCGGUCGAAAUUUGAAUAAAGUGGCACCAGAGAAUGUAGUACCUCCUGCGCCAUUGACGCGACCGCAGAAGGUAUUGGCUUUUGUUGAGAACAAGUAUGUAAGCUCCUUUAUGACAGCAUGCACGAUUUUUGCGCUGUUUGGUGACGACUUGCGCAUAAGUUUAUUUCCGAAAAAUGCUGAUGAUCAUGUGUACAACGUUCUCUUUGCACUCUUUCUCUUCUUCUUCAUUGAGCUGGGUCUCAAUGUGUAUAGUCGUCCCAACUAUUUUAACCGUGGACAAGGCUUUUCGUUUUAUAUGGAUCUAAUUUCCACACUUUCCGUGAUUCCUGACGUUGACUGGAUUUGGACCAAAGUCGUCGGUUCGUCUACAUCAACUAGUGCAUCGCAAGCUGCUGCAUUAAAAGCAGGUCGAGCAUCACGUGCAGGAACAAAAGCAGGUCGAAUAGUGCGACUAGUUCGAUUGUUUCGCAUGCUGCGUAUCAUGCGUGUUGUUAGGAAGAAUAAAAAUGGCGAAACUAAAAAAGUUGAGAUUUCCGAGCCUUCCAAAAUUGGCAAAGUGCUGACGGAGAAGACGACGAGAAGGCUGAUUGUGCUUGUGCUUCUCAUUAUUAUCGUCUCUCCAAUAAUUGACGGAACAGUGGACCUAACGCAGGAUGAUUUUCAGACGUCUCAAUUCGAGCGUCUGCAUCGCUACACUCAAGACUAUAAAAAAUCUGGAUCAGUCACUUUGGCACACAUACAAAGUCUUGUCGACGAGUACGUUCGUGAUGCGAACGGACUUAUUGUGCAGAUGGAAUUAGCUAGUAUUGACAGUGAGCAGCUGAAGUCCUGGCUUCAGUCUGUUAGAUUUCAACCGCUUAAUAGCGACGGUAGUGAUUGGCUCUUUGGUUCUAACCAAACUUUGACGACAAAUCCGAAAACAGGGUGGUCAGCCUCGUAUUUAUUAGACGUUCCUAGCGUGAAGUAUCGAAACACAGAGAUUACAACCGUGGAAAAUUUAGGGUGUUAUGUCGGUGACGUUUGUAUCGAUUGCGAUUCUCUUCGUAGCAUUAGUUCUUGCCAUUCAGCUGUCACAUUUGACAUAUCGUCGUUUACAACGAAUGCAGCAAAUCUUAACAUCGGUAAAACAAUUAUUGUGAUGAUAUGUUUUGCUGUUUCCAUCUUUGUGCUAACGAGAGAUGCCGAGACGAUGGUUAUUGGUCCAAUCGAGCGGAUGAUGCGUCUUGUAACGCAGCUCGCGCAAAACCCCCUUGGAUCUACUGAAGCCAAGCGCGAGGAAUAUGAAACAGAUGAGCUAAAUGGUACAGACUACGAAACCAAGAUGCUAGAAGACACGCUUAGUAAGAUCGGUCGGUUAUUACAAGUCGGAUUUGGUGCUGCCGGUACUGAGAUUAUAGCCAAAAACAUGGGAGGUGCAGGUGAUUUUGAUGUUAUGAUACCGGGCAAAAAAAUUACGUCUGUUUUUGGGUUUGGCAUCAUUGAACACUUCACUGAAACGUGUAGCAUUUUAGAGGAGGAUGUGAUCACGUACAUCAACACAAUUGCGGAGAUUGUACACGGUGAUGCCAAGAUAUUUCAUGGUGCUGCCAAUAAGAACAUUGGCUCAGCAUUUCUAUUAGCGUGGAAAAUCUGCGAUGGAGCAUUGCCAGGAAUGCGUGACCCACGAGAUUCUGCUGAGAAGCCUCGCAUGUUGCCGGCUGAAAAGGCUCGACGACGUGAAGGAAUUAAUAUCAAAAGUCUAGGAUCAGGCUCAAUUAUGCGACGAAUUGGACCGACGGAACUUGUUGACAGCGCCUUGACCGCGAUUCUUAAGAUGCGAGUCGAUAUCCAUAAUGCCAAUCAUCAUGGUACACUGCACAAAUACUGCAUGAACACGAAGCUUCUUGCUGCUUUUGACAGUUUUGAGGUACACUUGGGUUUUGGAUUGCAUAUCGGCUGGGCUAUCGAAGGCGCUAUUGGCUCGAGAUUUAAGAUUGAUGCAUCUUAUUUAUCCCCAAAUGUCAACAUGGCAGCUCGUCUCGAAGCAGCUACAGGCCAAUUUGAUGUCCCGAUGCUAAUUUCGGAAUGGUUUGUUGACGAAUUGUCUGCUGAAGCUCGUCGAUUUUGUCGAAAAAUUGACCGAGUAGCGGUCAAGGGCAGUGAAAUACCAAUGGAUUUGUGGACUUUUGAUAUCGGGCGGUAUCCAUCAGAAGGUGUUCAGCCAGACGUUAGUGAGGAGGGAAGGCAAAAGCCCGUCGAGUAUGGUGUCGACACUAUCUAUCCUGCUCUUCAGGAAGGUAUUCCUUCUAUGUUUUUUUCGAAUUUUCAUGAAGGAAUCGAUGCGUACUUUGCUGGCAAAUGGGACAUUGCAAGGGUAAAACUCAAUGCUGCGAAUCAGUUGUGGGAAGAUGGACCAACUAAAGUUGUGCUUAAAGUCAUAGAGACAGAGGGUUGGAAAGAAGAUGGUGAAUUUUUGGCUCCUUUGUGGUGGAAAGGUUAUCGGCAGCUCACGGAAAAGUAG